Corythoichthys intestinalis (scribbled pipefish) is the source of this 11498-nucleotide messenger RNA. RefSeq names its product multiple EGF-like-domains 8 (gene megf8). The transcript is spliced from 43 exons. Gene Ontology annotation, molecular function: protein binding; calcium ion binding. Lineage: Eukaryota; Metazoa; Chordata; Actinopteri; Syngnathiformes; Syngnathidae. The record is from RefSeq and is a predicted model, not a curated record. The coding region runs from base 342 to 8987 and encodes 2881 amino acids.
UAUCUUUUGUGUUGGCGACCACCAAAACAACACAAGGGGCAUCUGUCUUGGAGCUGCCAGUACUCCGAAACUCCUCACUCCUCCGUUUAUUGACCUUGUCAGUUUCAAAACGAUCCGGCCGGAGCGCGUGUUAAAUUCGCCCCCCAUCUCACUAUCAAUAAUGGCUGGAUUGACUGCGCAUCUGGAAUGGGACUGAGGCUGCGUUGAAGAGUCACCGAGUGGAUAACAGUGUUGUUAGCAGCAAGCUAACGGGGCGGCUUCCUCUCUCACUGUACAAACGACCACGAGCAAGCGGGUGGCUAAUUCCGUUUUGGGGAGAAAGAGAGAGAAACAAAAUGUAAAUGGAUACAGGCCCGAAGAGACGGGGACUGGCAGUGCCAGUGAUGGCCUCUCCCAUGCCCGUCUACUUCCUCCUCGUGCUGGUGCUACUGGCCGGGUGGCCCACGAGCCAGGCGGGCGACUGCAAGGGUCACCGGCAGGUUUUGAGGGGGCCACCGGGUUAUGUGACUGAUGGACCAGGGAACUACUCGGUUAAUGGCAACUGCGAGUGGCUCAUCAAUGCACCGAGCAGCAGCUAUCGCAUUGUAUUGAACUUCACGUUCAUGGACACAGAGUGCACCUACGACUACCUAUUUGUGUAUGAUGGAGACUCCUACCAAAGCCCCUUGCUGGCCAGUCUGAGUGGCAACACUCUACCACAGCCCAUUGAGGCCACAUCUGGAAAGAUGCUCCUUCAUCUCUUCAGCGACGCCAAUUACAAUCUGUUGGGGUUCAACGCCACCUACACGUUCUCUGUGUGCCCCGGUGCAUGCGGUGGCCACGGGCGCUGUGACCCAUCUACGCACAAGUGUCACUGCCACCAGGGCUGGGGUGGGUCUGCUUGCACGACACCGCUGUGCUCCCACGCAUGCGCGGCACGUGGCCAGUGUGACAAGAAAGGAGAGCGCUGCCUAUGUAACCCUGGAUUCCUGGGUCACAGUUGCCAACUCGGUCUCCACGAUGACAAUGGGGCCGGGCAGUGGUGGCGCGUCAGUGAGGGAGACCCUUACAUGUCGCCUCGGACGGGUUCUGCUGGUGUGUACCUGUCCUCCACUGGAGCCAUGUACUUGUUUGGAGGAUUUGACUUGAACAGAGCGCUUGGUGACUUGAACAAAUACAACUUCACAUCCAACCAGUGGGAGAGCAGAUCUUAUGGUUACUCUCCUUUGCCGCGGCAUUCCCACACUGCUGUGGAGUGGGCAGGAUACAUGGUAAUCUUCGGAGGGGAACUAGCCAAUGGCUCCUUGGCGAGCGAUGUCUGGAUGUACCGCCCCUUGCAAGAUGAUUGGCAGCAGCUUGGCUUUCCAAACACAGGGGGCGCCCCCAAUCUGGCCAACCAUGCAGCAGCGGUGGUAGACAGCUAUCUCUACGUAUUUGGAGGUCGCACUGAAGAGGACAUGUUUUCCUCCUCCCUGUAUCGCUUCAGCCUGCGGGGCUCUGGGCGUUGGGAGAUCAUCCAGCCCACUGGUGGGAAGCCCCCGGCCACUGCUGGCCACUCUAUGGUGUUCCACAGCCCUUCUAGGACACUGCUAGUCUACGGGGGUCACCGGCCAACUACUGCCAGGUUUAGCGUAAGGGUAAACAACACUGACACAUUCCACGUAGACCAGCGCUUUUGGACGGCAUUCCGCUCCCGCUACCCAGCGACGGGACCCCGAGAGAGAGCCUUCCACACAGCCACCGUCAUUGGCAACUACAUGGUAGUCUAUGGUGGGAAUGUUCACAUCCACUACCAAGAGGAGAAGUGCUACGAUGAGGAGAUCUUCUUUUACCAUUUGGGCUGUCACCAGUGGGUGAUGGCAGGGGAGAGAUGGUCACUGAGUGGGGAGGCUGUCAAGGGGCGCUACUCCCAUGUCGCUGCGGUGAUGGAGGGGCGGGUGCUGCUGGUUGUUGGGGGUUACAACGGUGUUACCCGAGGAGACUUGGUGGCCUUCAAAGUCCCGCUGUUUGUCAGUAGUAACGAAGGAGACAGGGACGCUCUGUGCGCCGAGGCCCUGGAUGAAAGCAUGUGUCUGAAGAACCCUGAAUGCAGUUGGUGUGAAGGCCGCUGUCGAGAGUAUGACCCCACUAAUCAGUGCGGCAGCACCGGCUGCCUGGGAUUGGCACGUUUCCUUUCCGACUGUCAGUCCUGCUUGGUGUUCAGCGGCACGCCUGCUACGCUGGCCCGAGCACCCGGUGAAUUCGGCUGGUGUGUUCAGAAUGAGUCUUGCCUGCCUGUGUCAGAGCAAAGUGCGUGCCGUGUGGACCAGAUCUCAGGGGCGUACGGCUGGUGGGGGGAGCGUACCCUUUUCCUAACCUCCCUCCACUCCUGUCGCACCGAGAACUAUGUCCCGGGACUGCACCUGCUCACCUUCCAGCACCCCCGCAACGACUCCCAGCCUGACAAGGUGUCCAUCCUACGAAGCACUACCAUCAUCCUCAGCCCGACCACCGAGAUGGAUGUGGCCCUACAGUUCAGGGGCUUCAUCCACCCUCUGUGGGGGGUGCCCACGACCCCUCCCACCGAGACCGUCUCCAUGUGGGCUCGUAUCCAGAGGCUUCACUUUGAGGCUCGCGUGGCAUCUGGCCCCAACUCCAGCCAACUGGAGGUUGUUGGUCGUUGGGCAGCUCAGCAGGAAAAAGAGUUGAAGUUGCUGUCUCGCAUCGACGGCAGUAAACUGUUUUCCAACCUGACCAGAGGCAACCAUUACCUAGUUCAGGCUGAGGGAUACCUAAACAACUCAGGCUCUGGACAGACCAGUGAAAUGGCCCUCAUCUGGAACAGAACCCUGUCAGGAGGGAGCGAAAUCUCCUUCCUGUUCCUGGAGCCGUACCGCUCAGGUUUCUGUUCAAGCUACAUGUCCUGUCUGGCCUGUCUGUCGGAUCAGUCUUGUGGCUGGUGCCCAUCUCUUUCCCGAUGCCUACUUCGGGACAGGCCCGAAUUGGAGCCAUGUCCAGAAGAGGAGCUAGGAGAGGGAGUUGGAGAGUUGGCUGAGCGCCAUCUGCUGCUAGCACCCCAGCACUGCACCCUUUGUGAAGAGUACAGGGACUGCUCGGCUUGCACUCAGGACCCUUACUGCGAAUGGCAGAUCAACUCCAGCAAGAAGGGUGACUACCAGUGCAGCAGGAGAGGACGUUUAGAUGGGUCCAUACGUCACCCAGCAGGCUGUCCAAGAGUCUGCAACCAGCGCAAGACUUGUUCCGAGUGCCUAUCAAACUCCAGCCAGUGUGCUUGGUGCGAGUCUGCCCAGACCUGCUUUUAUUUCGCUGCCUAUCUCACUAAAUACCCCUAUGGAGAGUGCAGGGACUGGUAUGACAGUGUGCAUUCAGUUCCACAAUGCAAACAAUGUUCCACCUUAAACACAUGCAACGACUGCCUACGGACGUUCCAGUGCGGAUGGUGUGGUGACUACAACAAUCCUACAAUUGGAAAAUGUUUGAGAGGUGAUUGGGCUGGAAUGGACGACUCAUCUGUUUUUAACUGUAGUGUUGCUGUAGCUGAAGCCCGGAUUGCUAACCCCGAGCCGCAGACUUCUGCCCCGCCACGUCCUUUGGAGAUGGAGAUGGAGCUGGAACACAUGGAGCAUGAAGAGCAAGACGCUGUGUGGUCCUACCCCACUUGCCCCGAUGUUGAAGAAUGCCGCCUGGGACUCCACAACUGUCACCCUUUUGCCACCUGCAUCAACACUCCCACCUCUUUUGAGUGCCACUGCGAGCGAGGUUACACAGGGGAUGGCACUCUGCACUGCAACCAGACAUGCUACAAUGAGUGCCGAGAAGGUCAGUGCAGCGGCAGUCCGCGUUUCGAAUGUGAAUGUUCACUUGGUUGGACCUCUGAUCCUGCCACUCUGGUCCUGAGUGGCGUCGAAUGUGAUGUGGACUGUGGCUGCAACUUUCACUCUACCUGUAUUACUGCGCCAGGGAUUUGUGAUGAAUGCCAAGACUGGACUACAGGACCCCACUGCGAGCAUUGCCGCCCAGGGAGCUUCGGCUCAGCCCUGGCCGGUGGCGGCGGUUGUGUGCAGUGUGAUUGUAACGGUCACGGCGACUUGCUACGAGGGUACUGCCACAAUCAAACUGGCCAGUGCUACUGCACACAUAACACCCACGGCCCACAUUGUGAGUCCUGCCUGCCUGGUUACUACGGUGACCCAAGGAACAAUGGAACAUGCUAUCGCCAGUGCCAGGGCCGCUCUGUGCUGCUCUCCUCCACCACCUCAUCCCCUGCCAUACCGCUCUCGUCCUCUCUGGGUUGGCGGAGUGGCACGGAGGGGAAAGGUGGACUCUCCCAUUGCCUGUGGGUCCUUUUGGUGACCCAGAACCUGGCACCGUGUCUGCCCAGGCAGCCGUGUCCACCGGUUGCCCUCACACUGCAUCCAGAUUCCCAUACCCAUUGUGAAAGUUCUUAUGUGUAUGUAUUUGAUGGCCUUCCUCGUUUCCUGGACAAUGGCGUUGUACAUUCAGACCACAAUUUGAUCGGGGCAUUCUGCGGCACCACAAGGACGCAGCCUAUCACUGUUGUGGCCACCUCAGGUGUGAUCUCUGUCUAUUUUGAAGCCAACGUGUCAUCAAACAAACCCCAAGGCUUUAACGCGUCAUACUGGGUGCGGCGGUGUCGCGACAAUUUAGACGAGGGUGACGACGGGUCACCGCAGUGUCCUGGUGGCGCGCAAUGCCGAGGGGGGAUUUGUGAAUGUCCUCUGGGAUACGGAGGUCCCCACUGCGAUCGUCCCGUGUGUCCCCAAGACUGUGGAGUCGCGGAGGGCCGAGGAACUUGUAAUAUAACUCUGGGAGUCUGCGUGUGCUCAGAGAAUUGGGCUGGCUCGGACUGCGCUGUCCCUCGGGACUCCAACAGCCUGAUAUGGGAGACACUGCUGGAUACACAACUGACAGUGAACCAGGCACACAGGUUCCUCCACAGAAUGGGCCACUCUCUGGUGUCUGGACCUUACGGUAACCUUUGGAUGUACGGAGGACUCUCUCUUUCUGAGGGCAUUCUGGGAAAUAUUUACAGAUAUUCUGUAUUGGAGCGCCGUUGGACCCAAAUGUUGACAAGUUCAGCAGAUGAGGGUUCAACUCCAGCCCCUCGCUAUCACCAUGCUGCCGCUCUGCUAGGCAGCUAUGAAACAGGAACCAGUCAUAGCAACAUGCUAGUAGUGGGCGGUGUUACUCAGCACUCAGUUGCCUUGGACACUUGGAGUCUUAACCUCAGCAGUUUGGUCUGGAGAGAACACAAGAGCUCAGUGUUGCCCCCAGUGGCGGGCCACACACUGACGGUGCGUCGUGACAACUCAGUGCUCUUGAUCGGCGGUUACUCGCCGGAAAACGGCUUCAACCACAACCUGUUGGAGUUCAGCCCUUACACCGGAAAUUGGACCAUCGUAGCCCACACGGGCACGCCACCAACAGGCUUAUACGGCCACUCGGCCGUUUACCACGAGCAAACCGAUGCCGUCUACGUGUUUGGAGGUUAUCGUUUCCAUGUCGAGGCCGUGGAACCAUCGGGAGAGCUUUAUAGCCUGUUCUACCCAAAUUUUACAUGGUCUCUCCUGGUACCUUCACAGGGUAAUAAGCCCCUUUCCCGUUUCUUUCACGCUGCAGCCCUAAUGAAAGACACCAUGGUCAUCGUCGGAGGACGGACAGAAUUCGAGGAUUAUAGUGACUCAGUUUCCUUGUAUCAGAUCAACUGUAACACUUGGAUCCAACCAGAGUCUGCCAUCGGCGAUCCGGUCAAUCGCUCAGUGUCUCUUGCCAUGGCGAGCUGGGGUGGCAGUCUCAUUUUGUCCGGGGGUUUCAACGGGGUCACUUUAGGGCGGCUACUGAAUUUAACCGUGCCCGCUGAUCCAUGCGCCGUAAUGGCCACGCCAGAGUCAUGCAACACCACCACUGGCAGCUGUGUUUGGUGCCGAGGGGUCUGUGCGUCUUCAGAUAGUGCUGAACGAAUGGGUUGUUUCUCUGGUCAGUCCCCCUGUUGGCCUACUCCUCGCCAGCCAGAUCAGUGCCGCAGACUUAAAACCUGCAGCGAAUGUCUUGCCCGUCACCCAAAAACUUUCUCCGGCCCAUUGCAGCCUGCUUUCCAGUGCAAAUGGUGCACCAAUUGUCCCGAGGGGGCUUGCAUCAGCAACUCUGUGAGCUGCACAUCUGAACACGACUGUCGCAUCAACCAGCGAGAGAUCUUCCUCUCCAGCAACUGCACGGAAACAAGCUGCGAGGCUUCCGACUGCCCCAAGUGCACAGCGUCAGGCAAAUGCAUGUGGACCCGCCAGUUCAAACGCACAGGAGAGACGCGGCGCAUCUUGAGCGUGAACCCCACAUAUGACUGGACCUGCUUCAGCUACGCCCUGCUCAACGUUUCGCCAAUGCAGGUGGAAUCGUCUCCUCCGCUGCCAUGCCCUCCACCCUGCCACACCCUCCUCAACUGCAGCCUCUGUCUGGGCUCCAGAGGAUCUGACGGGGGCUGGCAGCACUGUGUGUGGAGCAUGGCUCUGCAGCAGUGCAUGAGUCCUUCCUUCGUGCCACUGCGAUGUGAAGCGGGCCAGUGCGGUCGUCUUCUUUCCGGUGGCGACUCUUGUUCUCCCCAGUGCUCCCAGCUCACCCAGUGCUCCCAGUGCAUCGCCAGACCCCAGUGCGGCUGGUGCUCCACGCUGGGGGGUAACGGAGCAGGGUACUGCCUUCAAGGGGGACUUAAUGGAGUGAGUGAGGGUGUGUGUCCACUCAGGAAUAGCAGCUGGUCGUUCCUGCACUGUCCAGAGGAGGAUGAGUGUGCAAACGGUCAUCACCACUGCAACAGCACACAGGACUGUCAUGACCUUUCUCAAGGAUACCACUGCACCUGUAAACAGGGCUACAUACUCAGCAGUGUGAGUGGCCAGUGUGAGCCAGUAUGCGCACAGGGCUGUGUGAACGGGACGUGCGUUUCCCCUGGCGUGUGCCGCUGUCACUUUGGCUUCGUGGGGGACAACUGCUCUUCUCAGUGCAGCUGCAACAAACAUAGCAACUGUGCCAGUGUCGCCAAGCCUGACGUUUGCCUCGAAUGCCACAAUAACACCAUCGGCAAACAUUGUGAGAAGUGCAAGCCGCUGUUCGUGGGUUCGGGCAAAGGCGGUGGCACUUGUCGGUCAUGUCGGGAGUUCUGCCGGGGGAACAGCGCUUUGUGUCUGUCUCGUGACGAGCACAAGAAAGCCCAGGAGAACCCGCGCCGCUUUCCUCUCGAGCCCAAUAGCAUCCAUAACUGGGUGUCUGAGGGUCCCACGGAGGAGAAUGCUGUAUGUGUCAACUGCCAGAACAACAGCGUUGGCGAUAAGUGUGAGAGCUGCCUCAGUGGCUUCUUCCUGCUUCAGGGGAAGUGUGAGAAGUGUCAAUGUAAUGGCCACGCAGACACGUGCAAUGAGCAUGACGGUACGGGUUGUCCGUGCCAGAACAACACCGAGACCCCCUCCUGUCUCAGUAGCCCGCAGAGUGACCGCAAGGACUGUUACAGACAACAGUGUGCCAAGUGCAAAGACUCCUUCAACGGUACGCCAGUGAAUGGUCGUCAAUGCUACCGGCAAGUCAAUGUUGACACAGAGUGCUGCUUCGACCCCACGUCGCAGACCAACUGUUUCCAUGACCCGACCAUUCGCAACCUGCCACGGGGCCGCACAGUCUUUUUUGCCGCCCAGCCCAAGUUCACCAACGUGGACAUCCGAGUCACCAUUGACGUGACAUUCGGCGAGGUAGAGGUAUAUGUGUCCAACUCUCACGACACCUUCAUCGUAGAUGUAGACCGCCGCUCUGGUGUCCACACUAUCAAGAUUGAGGAGGAGUCGCGAGGGACUACAACGGCAGGGACGGACAAGGACUCGCCACCGUCCCCGAUGAAGGGGUUCGAAAAUGCCUCGUCUAGUCUGAACGGGGGCAUUCUUUCGUACAAUCCACUGCAGCUCCAAGCGAAGCCUUCGGGCUCAGAUAGAGAGAUUCGUGAAGAACGUGCCCAAGGCCUCAUUUCUUACAUUACCGUUUGGAAACCGCAGACUGUUUUGAUCGUUCGAGGUGUUCGCGACCGGGUGGUCAUCACCUUCCCACACGAGGUGCACUCUUUGAAGUCCAGCCGCUUCUACAUUGCCCUCCGAGGGGUUGGAACAGUGGGCAAUCAGGGCGAGUCCCAAGGCCUACUCUUUCUGCGUCAGGACCAAGCCCAUAUUGACCUAUUCGUCUUUUUUUCUGUCUUCUUCUCCUGCUUUUUCCUCUUCCUGUCAGUCUGCGUGCUCCUUUGGAAAGUCAAGCAGUUCCUGGACUUCCGGAGGGAGCAGCGGCGACACAUCCAGGAGAUGACGAAGAUGGCGUCGCGGCCCUUCGCCAAGCUCACCAUUUACUUGGAGCCGGACGAGCCGCAGCUCAUAUAUCUCCCGUCGACUGGCGGUGGGGGUGUAUCUGUCACACAUGCCCGCUCCGGUAAACUCGGAGGGGUGAUGGUGGGCCAGAGGGGCCGCACCGGACCUGUGUCCUACAAACACGACCUUGGCUCAGGACCCGCAGGGCACCACCAGCACCAUCUCACACCAGCCGGUGGCAACAACGGCCAACACUUGCCUUUGCAUUACCUGAACACCCACCACUAUGCUGGCACCACUGCUGGAACCCAAGCCUCUCUGCAACAUCACCCGUCCACUUACAGCGGCUAUCAGCACUUCUGCCGUUCUGACCCCUUUCUCUCACAGCUCAUGGGCUUCUCCUACUCCUCCUUCAAGGUGGGGCCAAUCACUCUGGAGCCCACGGAUGAUGGAAUGGCUGGGGUGGCCACAGUCUUAUUUCAGCUCCCUGGUGGGGUCUUGGCUCCCAAUCGGGCCUGCUUGGGCUCGGCUCUAGUGACGCUGCGGCAGAAUCUACAGGAAUACUGCGGUCACGGCAAUGGUGGUGGGCACCCGGGGGCGGGGGGAGGCCGCAAAGGGCUGAUCGGGCAUCAGCACCUUACCACUAUGGCCGUGUAGACACACUGGCAAAUUCUGAGCUGUACAUUGAGCAGGAAAAGAAUUACCGUACUUUCCUCAUGUAGUGACUAACAGUGCAGUAAACUAGUUGUUAGCACACUUGCCUCACAGUCAGGAUUUUGGGGUUCGACUCUCCAUCUGAUUGAGUUUUUACCAGGUUUUACCGCUUCCUCUCACAUUCCUAAAACAUGCAAGUUCAUUAAAGUAAUCAGUUAAGAAGAAGAUUCACGGUUUAUUUAUAUGCGCCUUGUGAUUGACAUGCCAACAACCAAAGUUGUAGUCUGCCCAAAGUCAGGAAAAGAUCUCUAGAAAAUUCUUAGAAUAAAGAUUUGGUUACAGGUAGAACAUGUGCCUAAUAGUCAAAAGAUCUGUUUUCAAAUCUUAAAUCAUUUUAUGUGGAGUUUGCAUCUUCCUCCCAUCUUAUUGUAGCUUUUAUCUGUGUACAACUACUAUUUUUCCCCCACAUUCCAAAAACAUUUAUUUUUAGCAUAGAGUUUAAAUUGUGCAUGAGCGAUUGAAUGGUAAUCUACAGUAUACUAUCCCUAUAAUUAGCCUUAAAUCAGUUGGGAUAAGUAACCGUGUUCAGAGUUGCCUCAUGAUGGUGUCUUUAAACUCAGAAAAUGAGUCACUAUUUCCAAUGGAAAAAUCUUGGGGAAGGUGUUUUGGUUAGUUAAGCCCUAAAUGUCCGUAUAAUGAAUGGUAGCAUGUACAAACUGUGACUCUGACUGGUCACCUGACAAUUAGGCGUUUUGCUUAUUGUAUUAGGGUGCAUAUCAAGUAAAAGUGGAGUCUUAAUAGAAUCUUUAUUAUCAGUGUACAUAAAUACAACCCAGUUUAUUUAAUGGAGAAAUGUAAGAAACAGAAGAGAGGCGAACCCAUGAUGCUUAUAGUGUUCCAGAGCAACACACUGAGUCCACUGGAACCACGAUUUAUGUUAGACACUGAGGAGUGGAUAAAUAAAAAAAUGGUAAAAUUGUGAUGAAUGUUAAUUUGUCAUAGUUUCUCGGGGCCAUUACUCGAGGAAAUUCGGUCAAUUCAAGAUCUACAUCAGUAAAAAGCGUACACUAGAGUCCAGUAGACGGCGUAAUCAUCACCUGUGGUGAGCAAAUUGAACGCUUGUACAUACACUGUAUAAUGCUUUGUUAUUGAGUGUCCUCUAUGAUGUAAGGCCAUACUGUAUGACAGAGGUCCACGGUGACCAAGCCGGCUGUCCUUCAAAAUGCACUACUGUACGUACAAGAGAAAUCAUGCUUCUUUUGUUCACUUGGGAGGUACCAAGUUGGACUUUUAACAUAGGCUAUGUACCUCUGAAAAGUGACAAUCAAGGUUUGAAUAGAGGAUUUUUUUUGUGUGUGUGAAUAAUAGUUGGAAAAACUACUUAUUUUAAGACUUGUCAAUAUGUGUUCAUGUUUUGUUUUUGUUUUGUUUUUUUUAAUUAUUUUGUAUUUCACCCUUAUGCUCCAACACAUCUGCCUUCACUGCUUGCCUUGUCUGUGACUUAUACAAGGGUGGGGAAUUUUUUUCAACUCCAUCACGAUUCAUACUAAAAUGGGUGGAAAUGUGCAAUUAAGUAGUUGUUUGCCUCUUGAGGUUGGUCAGUAUUAUCUUUCUUCGACAAACAGCACAUGACACUGGUGGACAUGACACUCAUAAUACAUACCAGUACAUGAAAUUGAACAAAGUCAGCCAUUUUGGUUUAAAGCAGCGCUUCUGAGCAAAUCACUACUAGGAAUUGGCCAAACUGAGCACCAAUAAUAAGCUGCUUUCUUGCUAAGGUUAAAACUGAGGUUCCCCACCCAUGCUUUAAAUUCAAUGUAAGUGUGUUAAGUUCCUGUCGCGAAAGUAAUAUAUCCACUUAAAAAAAAAAAAGAAAAUGUAAUUUGAUGACAAGUGCAUUUGUCAGUGGAAAUGAAAUUUGCCUUUAUGUGCUGAUAUUUUGUAUGUGAAAUGUCUGUUUGGCUUGUUUUGCUGGACUUUUAUUUGAGGCAAACGUGCCUCAUAUGGAUGAUUGUAUUAGCAAUCGUAGCUGCCAUUUAAAAUAUACUGUACAACUAAUGAGAUAGUAAAUGAAUUUGCAAGUACAGUAAUACAUUUUCUUUUCAACGCUUCUCCCAGUGAGAAAUUGGCAGUGUUUUUCACAGGAAGUAAGACUGAAUGACAUAUCCACUCCACUGGUUGUUUUGAUUUUGUUUUGUGUAGGGAAGUGUGUGUGUAGGGGGGGGGGGUUUAAGCUGCACAGAACCAACCUGUGAAGUUAACCCAACUUAAUCCGUGGAUGACACAAUUAGGAAUGGUGCUACGUAAAUCCUGCUACAUACAAGUUACAUUGAACACUGUUUCUAUUUAUAAUGCCCACAAAGAAGGAUUUUUUUUCUCCUUUUGUGUAUUUGUUUUGUUAACAUGCUUUAUAUUUGUAAAUAACUUUGGUGUUUGUUUUUGAAAGAAGGGAAGUGUUGUACAAAAGAGUGCAUAAAGAUUAUCUGUCCCGAGUCUGAUGAAAUAAAAACAUAU